UCAGGUCAGGUGCAGAGGUGCAGUCAGGCAGCUCUCGUCUGGACCAUAUUCGAGGCUUUUUGUGCCCUCAGAUUAAUUCCUUUUGUCAUCUUGAUAUCAGUUUGUUUAGUUGUAUAUAAAUUUUGUCAGGAAUUGAUGCAAAUUUUAUAGUUGGAACAAUGGCUGCUGUCAGUGAAUGCUUUUCCGUAGGGAGUACGGUGUCCUGUGUCACUUGCUAUAAGAAAGAAAUUGAAGGCGAAGUGUUAGCAUUUGAUUUUCAAUCCAAAAUGCUUGUGUUGAAAUGUCCUGCCAGCAAUGGACGCCCGUCCUCUAACAAUAUUUACAUAGUCAAUCUAUCUUUUGUUAGUGAUGUUCAAGUGAAAAAAGAAGUCAGCCCCAAAGUAGAACCGCCUCAAUCUUUGAAUCUCAAUAGAAUAAAUACUAGAGUUCGAAAUCAGUUAGAAGAAAAGCAACGACUAAUCACAGCCCUUAAAGGUGGAGUGUCAGCAGAAGGCAGGAAAUUAUUCUUGUCAAUCAGCAAAACAAUACCACAAAUAACUUGGCAAGGACCGAAUAUUGUAGUUUUAAAUCAAGUGACGAUAACACCUCCGUACAAGCCAGAAAAUGUCAGUGGAAAAGAUGGGAAGGCACAUCAGCAUAUCAGGAAAUUGGUCGAAAAGUAUGAAAAAGAAAUGCAAGCUGAAGACUCAUUGCACUCUGUGCCAGGACUUUCAAAAACAUCAACCAAUCACCUGGAUUAGUUCUAGUCUAUCAACAGUAAAAUGUAAAAAUAUUUAUUGAUUGAUUUUCUUUUUAUUUUUUUUUUAUGUCUAAUUUUUUUUAUUAUUAUUUUCAUGGGGUGUAGAAUGUAGACUAGGACAUUCCACAUUGCAGGCCUUUUUUACCCAUUUGGGUUUGAAUUACAUCCAUUUUAAAGCCUUUCUAUACAUAAAGUAAUUUGCACCCUACUACUUGGGUGAACUUCUGUACAGUUGAAGGUAAUCAGAUAGUUUGGUUGAUUUGAACUACUUUAAAAUGAGCAAAAGCCAGUCAGUCAAACUGACAGAGUAAGUCAAAACCAAGAUCAGUGGAAGUCAAUUCAUAUAGCCUAGCCUUAUAAAGUUCCAUCAUUUCAACUUUAAGUUCGUGUAAAAGAAGUCAAAGGACUUCAAGCUCUAUAUCAGUUGUUCAAUUUUCCUCCUUAAAUCCAUUUUGUACUGCUAAAAUUAUCAUCCGAGCCCCAAACGUUUGAGUAGCUUUUAUCUGACAGUAACAUUACAUGACAGUCACUUUCUAAAAAUGGAGAGCCCAUCUUUGACAAAAAUGUGUUUGAUUCAGUUAAUAAUGCAGUGACUGCUCGUUGAAGUGUGUGGAUUUGUGCCGAUGGCAACAUCUUAUCCACUUUCGUAGGGCGGUUGUGGUGAAUCGUGCCAACAUCUAGCAUUAUCUUAUUUGUAUUUGUACAUGAACCUGUUAAUUUAUAUCUUAAUUAAGUCGUGUUUGCUAGAACAGAUCAAUUUCUUCUGUUUUGUUUUUUCCAUUUCAUAGUAAGAGGGGAAACUAUUUGAUUGUUCGAUGAGCAGUUGCUUGCACUGAGUCAUUGUUCAGGAAUGUAUAGUUGCAUUCAAUUGUUCAUACAAAAGUAGAAUGAUCUGUUGCAAUGCUAAGGUACCAAUCUAUGCUAUUAUUUAUCAGCCACUUUUUGGUGAAAAAUGUGCGCUAAUUGAUUUCUUUCUGUUCUUUUUCAUUCAUCUCUGUCUCAAUCCCUCUGUUAUUAGUUCAUCCCGGCACAUUUGUUGUUUAUUGAUUACAAUUCAAUCAUUUUGUUUCUUUCAUCCAUGAUUUUACUUCAAAUUAUAAAACAUAUUUUGUUAUUAUAUUUUAUAAGAGGAUGAA
Molecule: messenger RNA, 1875 nt
Organism: Bemisia tabaci
Lineage: Eukaryota; Metazoa; Arthropoda; Insecta; Hemiptera; Aleyrodidae
Product: protein LSM12
Source: RefSeq, a predicted model, not a curated record